GAGCAGGAGAUGGACGCUCCGCGGAGCCCCCCGCAGCUGGACCGGGACCUGCUGGAGUCCCCCGAGGGCUGCCCGUCCCCGCUGGAGCUCAAGUCCGCCCCCAGCAAGAAGAUGUGGGUCAAGCUGCGGGCGCUGCUGAGGUACAUGGUGAAGCAGCUGGAGAAUGGCGAGGUGAACAUCGUGGAACUGAAGAAGAACCUGGAGUACACAGCUUCACUGCUAGAGGCUGUCUACAUUGAUGAGACCAGGCAAAUCCUGGACACAGAGGAUGAGCUGCAGGAGAUCAAGUCGGAUGCAGUGCCGUCGGAGGUGCGGGACUGGCUGGCCUCCACCUUCACCCAACAGACCCGCGCUAAGGGCCGGCGCUCCGAGGAGAAACCCAAGUUCCGCAGCAUCGUCCACGCCGUUCAGGCCGGCAUCUUCGUCGAGAGGAUGUUCCGCCGGACGUACACAGCUGUGGGGCCUAACUACUCCACCUCUGUCAUCAACUGCCUGAAGACCCUGGACCUGUGGUGCUUCGAUGUGUUUGCGCUGAACAGAGUGACGGAGGACCACGCCCUGCGCACCAUUGUCUUUGAGCUGCUCACCAGACACAACCUCAACAGCCGCUUCAAGAUUCCCACUGUGUUUUUAAUGACCUUACUGGAUGCACUGGAGGCUGGCUAUGGGAAAUACAAGAACCCCUACCACAAUCAGAUCCACGCGGCUGACGUGACCCAGACUGUGCACUGCUUCCUGCUGCGCACUGGCAUGGUGCACUGUCUGACGGAGAUUGAGGUCCUGGCCAUCAUCUUCGCAGCUGCCAUCCACGACUAUGAGCACACGGGCACCACUAAUAGCUUCCACAUUCAGACCAAGUCUGACUGUGCCAUCCUGUACAACGACCGCUCGGUCCUGGAGAACCACCACAUCAGCGCUGUCUUCCGCAUGAUGCAGGAGGACGAGAUGAACAUCUUCAUCAAUCUGGCCAAGGAUGAGUUUGGGGAGCUGCGGUCCCUGGUGAUUGAGAUGGUCCUGGCCACAGACAUGUCCUGUCACUUCCAGCAGGUCAAGUCCAUGAAAACCUCCCUCCAGCAGCUGGAGAGGAUCGAUAAAUCGAAAGCGCUGUCGCUGCUGCUGCAUGCAGCCGACAUCAGCCACCCCACCAAGCAAUGGAGCGUCCACAGCCGCUGGACCAAGGCUCUGAUGGAGGAGUUCUUCAGACAGGGGGACAAGGAGGCUGAGCUGGGCCUGCCCUUCUCUCCGCUCUGUGAUCGCAAGUCCACGCUGGUGGCCCAGUCCCAGAUCGGUUUCAUUGAUUUCAUCGUGGAGCCCACUUUCUCGGUGCUGACGGACGUGGCGGAGAAGAUCGUCCUCCCGCUGGUGGAGGAAGACUCCAAGUCUAAGUCCUCCUCCAGCCAGCAGAGCAGUUCCCAAUGGAAGCAGCCGUCCCUGGACGAGCAUUCAGAGCUGGGCGACAUCAACGCUGACAUCACCAGCUUCCGCUCCACGUGGACCAAGUACAUCCAGGAGAACAAGCAGAAGUGGAAGGAGCGAGCAGCCAGCGGGAUCACUAACCAGACAUCCAUUGAUGAGCUGUCACCGUGCGAGGAGGAGCCACAUGUGCCCGAAAACCAGCACAAUCAGAACGGCGAUGUGGAAUAG
Messenger RNA from Emys orbicularis (European pond turtle), 1644 nucleotides. RefSeq names its product phosphodiesterase 1B (gene PDE1B). The record is from RefSeq and is a predicted model, not a curated record. Bases 10 to 1644 code for a protein of 544 amino acids. Gene Ontology annotation, biological process: signal transduction. The transcript is spliced from 14 exons. Lineage: Eukaryota; Metazoa; Chordata; Testudines; Emydidae. Gene Ontology annotation, molecular function: calmodulin-activated 3',5'-cyclic-GMP phosphodiesterase activity. Gene Ontology annotation, cellular component: neuronal cell body.